Pocillopora damicornis (cauliflower coral) is the source of this 2229-nucleotide messenger RNA. RefSeq lists its product as uncharacterized. Lineage: Eukaryota; Metazoa; Cnidaria; Anthozoa; Scleractinia; Pocilloporidae. The record is from RefSeq and is a predicted model, not a curated record.
UAUGCUACGGUUACGUAUGUAAAUAACACGUGGAUGUGUCUGGAGAAUAAGAUAGUGCGAAAUAAACUCGGAUGUACGAACAACACCUUAUUUCAUUACGAGAGAGAGUGGCAUGAAUUAUACUCUCUAGGUACUCAGCCGAGCUGGGGAAGGAAAACAGCAUUCUACAAGAAGAAUGCCUCCUGUGUUUUAAACACUAGGUCUUCCUGGGUCAUUGGUUGUCGUGGGGAAAAGACUCCAGUUGACAAACUUACUAAUAGAACAAAGGAAAUCUUUGUCUUUGGAUGGAGUAACAAGAGUGGAGCAUACUAUAUAAAGGUAGUUGACCCAAUCGCCAUUUUGCAGGGAAAAAUAAUAAAUCUGGGAGUAAGCUGCUUCCAGCCUCCUUUUGAAGGCUGUCUACUCUUCAAGCUGGAAGGAAAUAUCACCUGUCCCGUAGAAUACUCAAUGGGGUCAACACUUAGUCCUGCAACUUCAUCUUUGGUGCAUACACUUCCAUCUACGAAGCCCAUAACGAAGGGCACUGAAGAGACGAUUUACCCAACACAGAGAUCCACUCGAGCUAACUCAGGCAAAAAAGGCAAAAGCGACGAUGUUGACUCUUCUUCCAUAACUGUUGGCAUCGUUGCCGGGGUGAUUGUUGCCGUCAUAAUUUUAUUAUUGCUGAUUGCUACUUUAUUCAUCUAUCGACGUCGCAAACCCAGAAACGGUACUAGCACGAUUACCAAUGGCCGAGCAGGCAAUGAGAACACCACCUCGUGCAACUCAAAGACAAACCAAGCGUUUCAGAUGGACGAAAGAAGUCGUUACGUCUCAAACGAUUCCACUGUUAUCGAUGAUAAAAAGACGGGUGCCCUACCGCCAGGAAAUUCUGGAACUUUGACAUCAGACAACCCUUUGUACUUCGCCGUGGAAGACGUAACAGAAAUACAAAAACCUGUUGGCGAUGCUCCAAAUCAAUCGGAACCAGUGUACAACGAAGUGGAUGAAAAUGAUGCAAUAGACGCAGAUAGGGCUUCGUGGUAUGGGUCCGUACCCGUUGGAGAUCCAUAUUACAACACCCUGGAGGGACCCUAUCAAUAUGAAGCCUCUCCACCCACAAAUAACCCCGUUUACAAUGUCCUUGAGAGGUCCAGCCAAAGUCUUACAGAGGAAGGAGAUAGUUAUUCUCAAUCGACUACCAAAGACCAUGUGUAUAACGUUUUAGAGGGUCCGGAUCCAUGUAACGAUUGUGAAGGCCCUCUGUAUUCUAACAGUAUGGAGGUUCGAUACUCUAACAGUUGUAAAAACGCCCCAAUAUAUGCGGUGGCCAAUGACAAAGGAUGAAAAGCCCUAAAACAACAUUUCUGGUUAAGAAAUCCCAAUAACGGUCCAAAGUGCAAUAACAGAUUUUGUAGAGCAAGAUUAGAAGCGCUUUAAAUUAUAGGAUUUCUUAAUUAAUGGCAGAGAUCCGAGUAAGUUCAAAGUUCCUCCAGGCCUCUUAUAACAGACGGCUGGAUUGCUUGUUUUUCUUCCAAACCCUCAACUUUAGAUCUCUUGCCACAAAAAUUGUGCCUAUUAGAAGAAACAGCGAAAGAAGUUUUUAUUGGUGUCUUUGAUGGCUCUCAAUCAAUCAAUCAAUCAAUCACUCAAUAAACUUUAUUUACCCUCGAAUUUACAGUGUAGCACUCGGGUGCUAAUAUCUUCGAGCAAACUACAUUAAUAAAUAAUUAUAAUAAAAAGAUUAAUUCUAUAACAAAUAGGAUAACUAACUAUCUAGACAACUAACUAGCAAAUUAUCUUGAUCUAGAAAGGUUUGCAGUUCCUGCUCUUCUAAGUAAAUUAUUGUACCCGGUAGAUAAUAGUCGUCGAAAGGAAGUAAAAUCAGAAAUAGUGCGGUGAGGUGUCUGACUGUUAAUUUGCCUUUUUGUACUUUACGCAAAGAAUAUAUGAUAUUUUAUGAAGAGAGGUAUAUAAUUAUUCGGGAUUUCAAAAGAAACACCGUUGAAUUUAUGCGUCUAGAAACAAAUUGAGCCUUGAUGGAGUGACUUUUUCCGUUCACGAACAAGGAGAAAACUGCAAACUUUUGAAAUAUCUUAAAAUUCUCACAAGGUAAACAGCAAGUUUUGAAAAUGUGUGCAAAACUCGUCAAUGUAGGAAGUUAACUCCGCUAGUCUACCUUUUACACUCUUUGGUGAUAUUUUGCGAUGUAUUAGCCUAAUAUCUGGAUUAAAUUUUCUUGUUAUGGAA